AUGAGUGGAAUUUACAAAGAGAACUUGAGAAGUUUCAAUGAAACAAUGGAAGAAUUUUCGGAUGCCGUUCUAAUCGUCAAUGAUGAAAAGUUUUAUGUUUCCAAAUUGCGAUCUUCAUUCCCUGAUGCUCACUUGAAUGCGAAGAAAAUUCAUUUCUCAUUCAGCGGUAGCAAUGUUUUCAUUUUUGGUUUAUCUCAAUGGAAAACUAUUCAAAAAGCGUUCUUCUCUCGGACAGGAAAAUUCAACGAAGCAAAGAAAACUGAGAUCAAACUGUCUGGAAUCGAUGCGGAUGAUUUUCAGAACUAUCUUGAAGUUCUUUAUGGAGAACAAGCAAUUGAUGAAAUCACUGUCGAAGGAAUCCUCAUGGUGGCUGACAUAUACGACACCUCUCUGGUCACUCAGAAAUGUGAGAAUUUUCUACAGAAAGAAUCAAAGAAAGAACUGAAGAAGAAGAAGUUGCAAUUGUCUACUCGAUACAACUUGCCAAAACUUAUGAAACAGUGUCUCGGGGAGAUCAAAUCAAUGGAUGAUAUUGAAUCAGUGAUUCCCGGAGAUAUUCACGAUUUGGACCCAUCGAUCAUGGCGGAGUUCCUUCAAAGAGCGCUUUAUCUUUAUAAUUCUGAAUAA
Messenger RNA from Caenorhabditis remanei, 627 nucleotides. RefSeq lists its product as uncharacterized. Bases 1 to 627 code for a protein of 208 amino acids. Gene Ontology annotation, molecular function: protein binding. NCBI's taxonomy places the organism in Eukaryota, Metazoa, Nematoda, Chromadorea, Rhabditida, Rhabditidae. The transcript has 5 exons. The record is from RefSeq and is a predicted model, not a curated record.